Messenger RNA from Microbotryum saponariae, 4733 nucleotides. The record is from the annotation of a GenBank genome assembly. Lineage: Eukaryota; Fungi; Basidiomycota; Microbotryomycetes; Microbotryales; Microbotryaceae.
AUGAGGCCAUCGCACGAUCGCGUGCUCGUGCCCGUGCUCGUGCCCGUGCUCGUGCCCUCCCCGACCUCUUCGGCCGCUCGGUCCAGCAGCUCGUCGUCCCCACCUUCCCCACCUUCCCCACCUUCCCCACCUUCCCCUUCGAAUCCGCCCUCUCCGAAUUCGGCGAGGGACGUGCCUCUUCUGCGAUUGGAUCAACAUCGCUCAUCUGCCGCUCAAAACCCCCCUCCGCAAGCGACGUCAACUUCCUCCCCCGUUCGUCGUCAGCCGACCAUGCACGCCGCCCCCUCAGCCUCUUCGGUCUCCUCGUCCUCUUCCUCGACCCAUCCGACCACAUCAAAGUCGACGCUCCUCCAGAAUAACCCCAGGGAAAGGAAACAAUCCAAUCCUCUACGUCAAUUCAGAUCCAACGCUUCCUUGGGCCCGAACCCCACCCCGACCACACCCUUCAAACAGAAUACCACGUUGGCCCCUUCCUCCCGAUUCGGGUCAGCCCAUCUUGGAACGGGCCGGGACUCGAAGGGGAAGGAUCGGUAUUCGGAUGCACCGGAGGGAGGAGCGACGGAGAAUGGGCAUGGACGUGGAGAGGGAGAGGGAGAGGACGAGGAGGAGGAAGAGAGAGACUUGAUGACCAAGGGCAGACCGGGCAUGAGGGGCAGGGGGGAGAGUGAAGGUGGCUUUGAUGAGGGGUGGACCAAUGAUGGUCUGCAGCAACAGGAAGAGGAGGAGAUGGGUUUGUUGGCCGGAAAGAAGGUGCGUCUUCGAAUGCCUCUCGUUUGGGUUUCAAGAGAGGGAAAUUAUUGAUCACGGACCCCCUCAUUCCGCAGAACGGCGUUUGGUCACGACAAGGCUCCGUCGCCUCUACCCAACGAGCACCUUCCUUCCUGAAGGAAAGCGCCAAACCAUCCAAAAAAUCACGCACGAUCCUCUUCAACUCGCGCGGCGUCUCUGGCGCACCCAAGUAUCCUCCAAACUUGGUCAAAAACCAGAAAUACAACGUCCUCACCUUUGUGCCGAUGGUCUUGUACGAGCAGUUCAAGUUCUUUUACAACCUCUACUUUCUACUGGUCGCGCUCAGUCAAUUCGUGCCGGCGUUGCGUAUAGGUGCGUUGACGCAUGGGUACGAGCGCUUUGGCUCGUCCGCGCCACCGCGCUAAUGCCUCGCACUUUGUGUUUGCACAGGCUUCCUGGCGACGUACAUCGUCCCUCUCUCCUUUGUACUAGCAGUCACCAUCUCCAAGGAAGCGUUCGACGACUACAAGCGCUACCUUCGGGACGCCUCGGCCAACGCGACCAAGUACAACGUCCUCGUCGACGCCGCGACCUCACGUCGAGCGUACCCCAACUCGCACCACGCCUCCGAAGCCGCGAAUGAAGGUCGUUCCUCUUCCUCCGCGCCUCUGAAACCGACGCCCUCCGCCAAACUCAAAGUAGGCGACCUCGUUCACCUCGAAAAGAACGAACGCGUACCCGCCGAUAUCCUCCUGCUGCGCACCUCGGACCCUUCGGGUUCAUGUUUCGUUCGAACGGAUCAACUCGAUGGUGAAACCGAUUGGAAAUUACGACUUGCCGUUGAACGAACGCAGCGAUUAUCGAACGAUUCGGGUUUGCUCAAGAUCGAAGGAGAGGUUUACGCCGAUUCGCCGAGUAAGGACAUUCAUAACUUCGUAGGAACGAUGACCGCUCGCAUACCCUCGUCGAGAACGGAGUCGUCGAUGAACGAGGACGAGAUCGAUGCUUUGGAACAAGGGGAAGGUGCUCAGGCGGAAGAAUCGAUCAGGACCGAACCCUUGACCGCGGAGAAUAUGUUGUGGGCUAAUACGGUGUUGGCAGCGGGAAGCGCGGUAGGCAUGGUGGUGUAUACGGGCAAGGAGACGAGGGCGGUGAUGAAUACCAGUCAACCGGGGACCAAGACGGGGCUUUUGGAUGAUGAGAUCAAUAGGUUGGCCAAGGUGCGUUCUUAGGAGGUAUUCGCGUGUUUUGGAGUUGACUUUGCUAAAGGAUGUUUUUGAUUGAUUGUUGUGCAGAUCUUGUGCGGCUGCACGUUCACACUUUCGGUCAUCCUCGUUGCUCUGAAUGGGUUUAGGGGCAAUUGGCCCAUUUAUGUCUUUCGCUUCCUCAUUCUUUUCUCCUCCAUCAUUCCCAUCUCGUGAGUGAACCUGCCUCGAAACAACUUCACGAUCAUCCCAAGCUGACUUUUAGGAGACCCGAUUCCAACAGUCUCCGCGUCAACCUCGACAUGGGCAAGACCGUCUACGCGCACCAGAUCAUGAACGACUCUGAAAUACCUGAAACGAUCGUGCGUACGUCGACGCUCCCGGAAGAGCUCGGCAGGAUCGAGUAUUUGCUCAGUGAUAAGACGGGAACGUUGACGCAGAACGGUCAGUUGGGGAAGUGGUUCGGUGCUCGAGCUCGAGCUAGAGUGAGUGCUGAUUGGACCUCUGUUUGGUGGGGUGAGAAAUACAGAGAUGGAGUUGAAGAAGCUGCACUUGGGUACCAUGUCGUAUGCUGUUGACUCGAUGGAUGAAGUCGCGCAUCAAUUGUCGAUGGCCUUGGGUCUGACUGAUGAAGGUAAGGGACAUCGUGUCUGAAGUUGCCGUGCAUGAAGUCUGAACCUUCUUGGUUUCGCCUUACAGAUCGACGUGCGGGAACCACGUUGACGACUGGCGUGGCGUUGGCGAUGAGGGGUCGGCGAGAUAUGUCUUCGCGAGUCAAGGACGUCGUGCUGGCGCUGGCUUUGUGUCAUAACGUCAGUCCCUCGACGUCAUGCUACUGUCAACGGGUGUCAUUAACGCGGCCCCUCUUCUCUGCAGGUCACCCCCGCGGUCGACGACGACGGCUCCAUCACCUACCAAGCUUCCUCACCCGACGAAGUCGCGAUCGUGCGCUGGACCGAAUCCGUUGGCCUGACGCUCUCCAACCGGGACCGAACCUCCAUGUCCCUCCGCACCUCGACAGGCCAAGCCUUUUCCUUUGAUAUCCUCGAAGUGUUCCCCUUCACUUCAGAAUCCAAACGCAUGGGCAUCGUCAUUCGUGAUCGAAAGACGGGCGAGAUCUUUUUUUACCAAAAAGGUGCUGAUGCAGUGAUGGCCAAGAUUGUCGUCUACAACGAUUGGCUCGAGGAGGAGUGUGGCAAUAUGGCGAGGGAGGGGUUGAGGACACUCGUGAUGGCUCGCAAGAGGUUGUCUGAAGAGGCAUGGGCGAGGUUCGAUGAGGCGCAUCGCGAGGCCAAGGUCGCUUUGGCCGAUCGAGCGGCUUCGAUUCAACGUGUCAUUGGCGAACACCUCGAACGCGAUUUGGAAUUGCUCGGCGUGACGGGAGUCGAGGACAAGUUACAGGACGACGUCAAGAUGACGAUCGAGCUAUUGCGCAACGCCGGGAUCAAGAUUUGGAUGCUGACGGGGGACAAGAUCGAGACCGCGACUUGUAUUGCCAUCUCGACCAAGCUCGUCUCGAGGAACCAGUUCAUUCAUCAAGUCGCCAAAUUAAAGUCACCUGCGGACGCGAGGGACGAAUUGGAUUUCCUUCAGACCAAGUUGGAUUGUUGCCUCGUCAUCGAUGGCGAAUCCUUGCAGUUGUGCAUUGAACACUUCAGGGAGGACUUUAUCGCCCUCUCGACGAAACUGUCGACCGUCGUCGCGUGUCGUUGUUCACCUACGCAAAAAGCUGAUGUCGCGCGUCUCAUUCGUGCCUACACUAAGAAACGCGUCUGCUGUAUCGGUGACGGUGGUAACGACGUUUCGAUGAUCCAAGCCGCCGACGUCGGCGUCGGCAUCGUAGGCAAAGAAGGUCGUCAAGCUUCCCUCGCCGCCGAUUUCUCCAUCAACCAAUUCUCCUACCUCACCAAACUCCUCGUAUGGCACGGUCGGAAUUCGUACAAACGCUCGGCCAAACUGGCGCAAUUCGUCAUUCAUCGCGGUUUGAUCAUCUCUGUCAUCCAGGCCGUUUUCUCGUCGGUGUUUUACUUUUCGCCUAUCGCGAUUUACCAAGGCUGGUUGAUGGUUGGGUAUGCGACGGCGUAUACGAUGUUGCCGGUGUUUUCCCUCGUCUUGGACCGGGAUGUGAAUGAGGAUGUCGCGUUGUUGUACCCCGAGUUGUACAAGGAGUUGACCAAGGUGAGUCCAUGACACCGCGGGAACAGCGCCUGGAUACAAAUUGAUGUUCAUCUUCCCUUCUUGUCAGGGUCGAGCCCUUUCGUACAAGACCUUCUUCACAUGGCUCAUGAUCUCCAUCUACCAAGGUGAGAGUCAUCGACACGCAUAUACCCCUUGCGUUUCCAGACUAACCCGUCUCCCACUCCUUGUCCCAGGCGGAACCAUCAUGAUCGCCUCCCUCGUCCUUUUCGAAUCCGAAUUCCUCAACAUCGUCUCCAUCUCCUUCACCGCGCUCGUAUUGAACGAAUUGAUCAUGGUCGCUGUGGAAGUCACGACGUGGCAUACGUUGAUGAUUCUUUCCGAGGUGAUCACGUUGGGGCUUUACGUUACGUCGAUCUUGUUCCUUCCGGAAUACUUUGGUGCGUCUUCCUAUCCGUUCGGCCAUUGCAAAAGUACAAGGUGCACUGACCUCCUCAAGCUCGUUUUGCAUCAACAGAUCUCAACUUUGUCAUGUCGCUCCCCUUCAUUUGGAAAGUCGGCUUCAUCGUCGCCGUCUCCGCUGCCCCCUUGUGGAUCAUCAAGUUGUUGAAGGGCAAGUUCGCACCGACGCAGUAUGCCAAGUUGAGGGAUUUCGCUGCAUAG